Molecule: messenger RNA, 964 nt
Organism: Pseudomassariella vexata
Lineage: Eukaryota; Fungi; Ascomycota; Sordariomycetes; Amphisphaeriales; Pseudomassariaceae
Product: alpha-acetolactate decarboxylase
Exons: 1
Coding region: 114-839 (241 amino acids)
Biological process (GO): acetoin biosynthetic process
Molecular function (GO): acetolactate decarboxylase activity
Source: RefSeq, a predicted model, not a curated record
CGAAAGGGUAAUUUGCUCAAGGUGAUACACCUCGACCUUGCCAUCUCAUAAAUGCAGUUCUCCUACUAUACGUAUCUAAAAGCCUCUAUACCUCAUACAAGUCCACAGAAACUAUGGCGACCAACGAGCUCUUCCAAUAUUCUAUUGUCUCCGCCCUCAUGGACGGCGUUGCUUCCACCGGCUUGCCUAUCAACACCCUCUUGUCCCAUGGCGACCACGGCCUGGGCACCUUUCGCUACAUAGUGGGCGAGAUGAUCAUCCUCGAUGGCCAACUAUACCAGAUGAAGUCCGACGGAUCCGUGUUGAGUAUCGAACCUUCCAACAGUCAAGAUAUCGUCGCCCCUUUCGCCAUGGUCACUCACUUCCAGCCCACAGCCGCCGUCAAAUCCAGUAUAUCCAGCAAAUCAGAGCUUUUCGACCUCCUCACAGAUCUACUUCCAUCUGCGCGCAACCAUUACAUCGCCAUGCGUAUCGACGGCGUCUUCAAAGCCAUGACAGUCCGUACCGUUGGAGGCCAGCAGAGCCCAGGCGAGGGGCUUGCUGAAGUGGGCAAGCACCAAGUCUCACAUAACUUCAAGGAACCGACAAGCGGGACCAUUAUUGGAUUCAGAUCUCCAGAGUACAUGCAGGGUAUCAGCGUGGCAGGGGACCAUCUGCAUUUCAUCAGUGCGGACCGGAAAAAGGGCGGACACCUGCUAGCUUUGGAAUCGGAUGGGGAAGUGGAGAUUCAGACGGCGGAUAUCUCAACUGUGCGACUGGAAUUGCCGUGCCAUGAUGCUGAGUUUGAUAAGGCGAAGUUAAAAGGAGACAGGGAGAGGAUUAUGGCUGUGGAGGGGUAACUUGCACCCCAAUGCGUUGGACGGCUGGACGUUGAUCUCAGACAGGCAUAUAUAUAUAGAAUAAAAGAAAAGGUAUGCAUUAACUAGGGUAAUGUAUUGUCAUGAUGCAUUCAUUCGAAUACCAC